This is a messenger RNA of Kluyveromyces marxianus DMKU3-1042, 798 nucleotides long. RefSeq names its product amphiphysin-like protein RVS161 (gene RVS161). Gene Ontology annotation, molecular function: protein binding; lipid binding. The coding region runs from base 1 to 798 and encodes 265 amino acids. The record is from RefSeq and is a predicted model, not a curated record. Lineage: Eukaryota; Fungi; Ascomycota; Saccharomycetes; Saccharomycetales; Saccharomycetaceae. Gene Ontology annotation, biological process: actin filament organization; actin cortical patch localization; plasma membrane tubulation. The transcript has a single exon. Gene Ontology annotation, cellular component: actin cortical patch; Rvs161p-Rvs167p complex; mating projection tip.
AUGUCCUGGGAAGGGUUUAAAAAAGCGAUUAACCGUGCCGGUAACAGCGUGCUAGUGAAAAAUGUAGACAAGACGCACGAUAAGGACUACGAUAUGGAGGAACGUCGUUACCGGGUGCUCGAGAAAGCCGGUAAGGAGCUACAGAAGGAAGCCAAGGGUUAUUUGGACUCUUUGAGAGCCGUUACUGCGUCACAAGUGACGAUUGCGGAGGUUAUUUCCGACUUGUACGACGACUCGAAGGCGACCAGCACAUCAGCAAACAACGUGGGGAACUACUACUUGCAGUGUGUGCGGGAUUUCGACUCUGAGACGGUGAAACAGUUGGAUGGGCCAUUCAGAGAGACGGUUUUGGAGCCAAUCACGAAGUUUUCGACGUACUUCGAAGAGAUCGAGACAGCAAUUAAGAAGCGUGAACACAAGAAGCAGGAUUACGAUGCGGCCAAGGCCAAGGUCCGUAGGCUUGUCGAUAAGCCAUCCAAGGAUGCCAGCAAGCUUCCUCGUGCGGAAAAGGAGUUGGCGUUUGCGAAGGAUAUCUUUGACAACUUGAACGACCAAUUGAAGACGGAGUUGCCCCAGCUCGUGUCGCUCAGAGUGCCCUACUACGACCCAAGUUUCGAGGCGCUCGUCAAGAUCCAGCUCCGUUUCUGUACCGAGGGAUACACCCGUUUGGCCCAGAUCCAGCAGUACCUCGACCAGCAGUCACGUGACGAUUAUGCCAACGGGCUGCUCGACCAAAAGAUCGACGAUCUUCUCCAGCAGAUGGCGAACCUCAACAUCUGUGCGCUCGGCGUGAAAUAG